AUGGCUUCGAGUUUUGCUCUACUAUUAUCACUGUUGUCAAUCCCCCUUUUCUCGGUUUCAUCUGCAAGUUCGGAUUCAGUUCCUGAUUUUCUUCAGUGCCUUUCAGACUAUUCUCUCCCUUCUUACCCAAUCUCUGAAGCCAUAUACACUCCCCAAAACUCUUCCUUCUCAGAUGUCCUCCAAUCUUAUAUAAGAAACCUCAGGUUCACGACCCCUGAAACCCCAAAGCCACUCGUCAUUGUGGCUGCUAAGCAUGAGUCCCAUGUCCAAGCCACUGUUAUUUGUGCUAAGACUCAUGGCUUGGAGAUCAGAAUUAGAAGUGGUGGACAUGACUAUGAGGGUCUUUCGUAUGUUUCCUCUGUCCCCUUUGUGGUCCUCGACUUGUUUAAUCUCCGGUCCAUCAGCAUUGAUAUCGCUAAUGAGACUGCCUGGGUUCAGGCUGGUGCCACUCUAGGCGAACUUUACUAUGGAAUAGCAGAGAAGAGCAACGUCCAUGGCUUCCCUGCUGGGUUGUGCCCUACUCUCGGCACUGGUGGCCACUUCACCGGAGGCGGAUACGGGACCAUGAUGAGAAAAUACGGCCUUUCUGUGGAUAAUAUCGUGGAUGCACAGCUAGUGGAUGUUAAUGGUAGAAUUCUUGACAGAGAAUCCAUGGGAGAAGAUCUAUUUUGGGCCAUUAGAGGAGGAGGUGCUGCUAGCUUCGGAGUCGUUCUUUCCUGGAAAAUCAACCUGGUUCGGGUUCCGGAAACUGUUACUGUAUUCAAAGUAGAGAGGACAUUGGAAGAAGGUGCAACAGAUAUUGUUUCACAGUGGCAAGAAGUUGCCUCUAAUCUGGAUGAAGACCUCUUCAUAAGGCUAGGGCUCAAUAGUGUGAAUGCAACCGGGGGAGGCAAAACCAUAAAAGCCUCCUUUAUCGCCUUGUUCCUUGGACAGACCGACAGACUUCUUGCUUUGACGAAUGAGAGCUUCCCCAAAUUGGGGUUACAGCGAAAGGACUGCAUUGAGAUGCGUUGGGUCGAGUCCCAUCUCUUCUGGUUUGACAUCCCAAAGGGGACUCCUGUUGAUGUGUUACUCAACAGGAUACCAAAGGGGAAAAUCUACCUGAAACGUAAGUCGGACUACGUGAAAAAACCAAUUCCAGUGGAGGGUUUGGAGGUGAUAUGGAAGGCCAUGAUGGAAAUAGAGAAGGUGGGAAUGGCAUGGAAUCCUUAUGGUGGAAGAAUGAGUGAAAUUCCAGCCUCUGCAACCCCAUUCCCGCAUAGAGCUGGGAACAUAUUUAAAAUUCAGUAUUCUGCAAACUGGCAAGAAGCAGGAAUCAACGUCACUAACAACUAUUUAAGCUUGACCAGGGAACUCCAUAAGGUUAUGACUCCAUUUGUCUCCAAAUUGCCAAGGGAAGCGUUUCUCAACUAUAGAGAUAUUGACAUAGGUAACAGCAAAGAAGGAGGUCUUCCAGCAGCUGCCGUUUAUGGGAAAGACUAUUUCAAGGAUAAUUUUGAAAGAUUGGUUCACAUCAAAACCAAAGUUGAUCCUGAUAAUUUCUUUGUAAAUGAACAAAGUAUUCCUCCUCUUCUUCCAUACAAAAUAUGA
This is a messenger RNA of Vitis vinifera (wine grape), 1590 nucleotides long. Its product is annotated as berberine bridge enzyme-like 14. Bases 1 to 1590 code for a protein of 529 amino acids. Lineage: Eukaryota; Viridiplantae; Streptophyta; Magnoliopsida; Vitales; Vitaceae. The record is from RefSeq and is a predicted model, not a curated record. The transcript has a single exon. Gene Ontology annotation, molecular function: oxidoreductase activity; FAD binding.